Molecule: messenger RNA, 3258 nt
Organism: Aspergillus wentii DTO 134E9
Lineage: Eukaryota; Fungi; Ascomycota; Eurotiomycetes; Eurotiales; Aspergillaceae
Product: putative ATP-dependent permease ADP1
Exons: 3
Coding region: 1-3258 (1085 amino acids)
Cellular component (GO): membrane
Molecular function (GO): ATP hydrolysis activity; ATP binding; ABC-type transporter activity
Source: RefSeq, a predicted model, not a curated record
AUGCAUUUGAAGUCAGCGAUGCGGCUUUCCUUUGCCGCUUUGGUCUCGUUGAUCGCAUCAAAUGUGGCAGCUCAGAGCAACUAUUCUGACGCCAACCUUGUGCCGCGCUCGCUCCUGUCGACUUUAGACGACCGUCCCGCCGGGUGUCCUCCUUGUUUCAACUGCCAGCUAGACGCUUUUCAAUGCGCGCAGUUUGCACAGUGCAACAAAUAUAAUGGGAAAUGUACAUGUCCGCCUGGGUUCGGGGGUGAUGAUUGCUCAGAACCUGUGUGUGGCUCCCUGGCCGACGGUGGCAACAGAGCACCCCGAAAUGGCGAUACUUGCUCUUGCGGUGAAGGCUGGGAGGGAAUCAACUGCAAUGUCUGCAAGACAGAUAAUGCAUGCAAUGCGAUGAUGCCGGAAGGUGAAGGGGGCGUUUGUUAUAAGCAGGGAAUUACAGUCAAGCAGAACUUCCAGAUGUGCGACGUGACAAACAAGAUGAUCUUGAAACAGCUCGAUGGCCGGAAGCCCCAAGUGACUUUCUCGUGCGAUGCGGAUGACAGUUCCUGUAACUUUCAGUUCUGGGUAGACCAGAAGGAAUCGUUUUACUGUGGCUUGGAUACAUGCGAAUGGAGCUUGGAAACCGACUACGAGCGCAACACGACCAGCUAUAAGUGCCAGAAUAUUCAGUGCAAAUGCAUUCCUGGAAGGAUGCUGUGUGGUGAAGCUGGCUCUAUCGAUAUCGGAGCUUUCCUCGACCAGGCCAUCAAGGGCCCGGCCCAGUUUUCGUCCUUGUCGACUCUGGGCGGCAGCCCCGACGAUGGCAGCAAAUUUAAAGAGCCCGCAAUGGAUGAUUUGAUCAAGAGUAUUUUCGGUGAUGAGAGUAUUACGCUCGCUUGUGAUUCGGGAGAGUGCCUGUACAAGACUGACGUGCCGGGAUAUGUGCGCCCAGUCAAGAAGAUCAACACUCCACUUAUUGCGGGUGUGAUUGCGGGCUGUGCGCUUUUCAUUGUUGCUGUCAUACUCUCUGUGUGGUACUUGUCCCGUAGAUCAUACCGGGGUCGCAUCCAAUUGCCUCUGUCUGAUGAUUCGGAUGACGAAAAUGCCAGACUCUUGGCGGAGCACAAGCCGGCUGCUUUGUAUUGGGAUAAUGUUUCAUACUAUCUGAAUGGAAAGGAGAUCCUUUCUGGGAUUCAAGGCGCGGCACCACAUGGUCAGAUUACAGCUAUCAUGGGAGCAUCGGGUGCAGGGAAGACCUCCUUCCUCGAUAUCCUGGCUCGGAAGAACAAGCGGGGUGCGAUCCGUGGUGAAUUCUAUGUCAACGGAGAGAAGAUCAGUGACUACGAUUUCAAGAACAUGAUCGGCUUCGUCGAUCAAGAAGACACCAUGCUCCCGACUUUGACUGUUCAUGAGACCAUCCUCACAAGCGCCUUGCUGAGAUUGCCCCGGGACAUGAGCCGAGGUGCUAAGGAGCAGAGGGUGAUUGAAGUCGAGAAACAGCUUGGAAUCUAUCACAUUAGGGAUCAGCUGAUCGGAUCUGAGGAAGGUAAAGGUCGUGGUAUUUCCGGUGGAGAAAAGCGCCGAGUUGGAAUUGCUUGCGAGCUUGUCACCAGCCCGAGCGUUCUUUUCCUGGAUGAACCUACCAGCGGAUUGGAUGCAUACAAUGCUUUUAACGUGGUCGAAUGUCUGGUCACACUAGCCAAGACCUACAACCGUACAGUUAUCUUCACCAUCCAUCAGCCGCGUUCAAACAUUGUUGCUCUAUUCGAUCGACUUGUUCUCUUAGCCCAUGGGAGGACAGUGUACUCUGGUCCGUUCUCGACAUGCCAGCAAUACUUUGACAAUGCAGGAUACUCUUGCCCUCCUGGAUUUAACAUUGCUGAUUACCUCGUGGAUCUCACCAUGCAUGCCAGCGCUGUCCGAUCAUACAGUGACGAUAUAGGAUCGCCCCUGUUGGAGGUACCGGCAGAUACGUCCAAGACCGCCUCAAGCAGCCUACGUGCAGUGAAGUCGGUUGCCAGCGUGUCGAAUGCGAGCAUUGAAGACAACUCUAGACCCAAAAGCAAACGACAAGCAUCGGUCAAGCAACGACAGGACAGACAGCUUUACUCUCGUAAGAAGGACCGCGACGCACCACCCACUCCUAAGACGGAUGAUGAGGAUGCACACCCAACGGAGAGCUCUCAACAGUGGCUCCGACUUUCUCGUCAACCCGGCAAUGUUCCACCCCAGAUUCUCGAUGACCCCGACCAGCUACCUCCAAUUGCACCCGGCCAAACCGAUCUUGACAUCCUAGUCGCCAACUAUUCCAGUUCUGAUGUCGCUCGCUCCGUGCAUGAUGAGAUUGUGGCAGCUGUUCAGAGUGCCAGAGCGGCGAAUGGCUCGGCCAAUUCGGAUGCAUUGUCGGGCCCCGUUACCGGUUCCCAUAAGAGCUAUGCACGGGUUGGUCUGGCUCGGCAAUUUAUCAUUCUCUCGCAGCGAACCUGGCGUAACCUGUAUCGGAACCCAAUGCUCAUGCUUACGCAUUAUGCUAUCUCAAUUCUCCUCGCCGUGCUUUGUGGAUAUCUGUUCUAUGGCCUGACCGAUGACAUUAAGGGUUUCCAGAACCGGCUCGGACUCUUUUUCUUCAUCCUGGCCCUGUUUGGUUUCAGCACGCUUACCAGUCUGACGGUGUUCUCGUCAGAGCGACUCUUGUUUGUCCGCGAGCGAGCCAAUGGCUAUUAUCACCCGAUUACCUACUUCGCAGCUAAGGUGGUGUUUGAUAUCGUUCCUUUGAGAUUGAUUCCUCCUAUCAUAAUGGGUAUGAUCGUGUAUCCUAUGACAGGUUUGAUCCCGGCGUGGCCCGAGUUCCUCCGGUUCAUCUUGGUUUUGGUCCUCUUCAACCUGGCUGCGGCAAACAUCUGCUUGUUCAUUGGGAUCGUGUUCCGGGACGGUGGAGUUGCCAACUUGAUUGGAAGUCUUGUGAUGCUGUUCAGCUUGUUGUUCGCGGGUCUUCUGCUUAACCACGACGCGAUUCCGAAAUCCGCCAUGUGGUUGCAAAUGCUAUCCAUUUUCCACUAUGGAUUUGAGGCGCUCAUUGUCAACGAAGUGACUUUCCUCAGAUUGAUUGACCACAAAUAUGGCCUCGAUAUUGAAGUACCAGGAGCUUCUAUCCUUAGUGCCUUUGGCUUUGACACUUUGGCGUUGUGGAAGGAUGUGAUCGGACUUGCCGUGAUUUCGGGAGCGUUCAUCAUAAUUGCUUAUGGAGCUAUGCAUAUCCUGCUUGUAGAGAAGCGGUGA